GAAGUGACGUAGGAUGAUGCCCAUUCUCCAACGAGGAAGUAACUUCCCACCUAGAGCGCUGCAGCCAGCAAGUUACUGGGAGCGCAGAGAAGCGGCCGCUGACAGCCUGGGGAGAUGCGGCGGUAACACGGGAUGCGCAGGCCGGGUGUCAGACACUGAGCGGGGUGUGCCGGCACCAUGAACAUAGACGUGGAGUUCCACAUCCGCCAGAACUAUCCAUGGGCCAAGCUACCGGCCAACGUCAGACAGAGUCUGGGAAACUCCCAAAAGGAAUAUGAGAAGCACGUUAUACUGUACAGUAUCCGGAACCAGCUGAGGUACCGCAGUAAUUUAGUGAAACAUGUGAAGAAAGAUGAGCGGAAAUACUAUGAGGAGCUUCUGAAGUACAGUAGGGAGCACCUCAUGCUUUAUCCCUACCACCUGUCUGAUAUCAUGGUGAAGGGACUACGGAUAACCCCCUUCUCCUACUAUAUAGGAAUAAUGGAGGAUAUAAUGAAUAGUGAAAAGAGCUAUGAUUCCCUGCCGAAUUUUACUGCCGCUGAUUGUCUAAGACUUCUUGGUAUAGGAAGGAACCAGUAUAUAGAUCUGAUGAACCAGUGCAGAUCAUCAAAGAAAUUCUUCCGAAGGAAAACUGCUCGCGACUUGCUGCCUGUGAAACCGGUGGAGAUCACCAUAGAGGCUUGGUGGGUGGUGCAGUCUGGAUACAUCACUGAGGAUGACAUCAAGGUUUGCAGCACGGGAGAGAAAAGAGCUAUUGAUAAAAUCAUCGACUCUGGACCUCAGCUGGCUGGUUCUCUGGAGCACAAUGUUGUUCAUAGCCUUUAUAAUAAAGGAUUUAUAUAUCUUGAUGUACCCAUCUCAGAUGACAGUUGCAUCGCUGUGCCCCCCCUUGAAGGCUUUGUGAUGAACCGGCUACAAGGAGACUAUUUUGAAACUCUUCUCUACAAGAUAUUUGUCUCAAUUGAUGAACAUACCAACGUGGCAGAGCUUGCAAAUGUUCUGGAGAUCGAUCUGUCUUUAGUAAAGAAUGCCGUCUCCAUGUACUGCCGCUUGGGGUUUGCCCUCAAAAAGGGACAAGUGAUCAAUCCUGACCAGCUGCACCCAUCGUGGAGGAACGUCCCAUCUGUAAAUAGACUGAAGAACACAUUGGAUCCGCAGAAGAUGCUGCUUUCCUGGGAGAGCACAGAAAGCAAGAGCCCGGUACAAGACAUGGUCUCUUCAGCCACAGACACCGACACCAACAGUCAGGAGGACCAAGCGGACACCUGUAGUGUGAGCAGCCUGAAUUUAUCCAGCGGACACACAAAACGUAUCGCUUUCCUGUUUGAUUCCACGCUCACUGCCUUCCUGAUGAUGGGAAACUUAUCACCUAAUCUGAAGAGUCAUGCCGUGACCAUGUUUGAAGUGGGCAAAUUGUCCGACGAGACCCUGGAUAGCUUCCUUGUGGAGCUAGAGAAGGUACAAAGCACAGGCGAGGGGGAAGCACAGAGGUACUUCGACCAUGCGCUCACUUUACGGAACACAAUCCUCUUCCUGCGCCACAACAGGGAUCUGAUCGCACAACCUGAGCAAGCGAAUACAGGUUUGCCGCUGGAUCUCCUGCGAUGCGAGAGCCUUCUUGGCUUGGACCCAGCCACGUGCAGCCGCGUAUUGAACAAGAACUACUCACUCCUGGUCUCCAUGGCUCCUCUCACCAAUGAGAUCCGGCCGAUCAGCAGCUGCACGCCGCAGCACAUUGGUCCGGCCAUCCCAGAAGUGAGCUCGAUAUGGUUUAAACUCUACAUCUACCAUAUUUCCGGCCACGGGCCACCAUCCCUCUUGCUAUCAAAAGGAACCAGGCUCCGGAAGUUGCCAGACAUCUUCCUGGCCUAUGACCGGUUGUUUAUUACGUCGUGGGGGCAUGAUCCAGGCGUGGUUCCUACAUCCAAUGUUCUGGUGAUGCUGAAUGAUGCAUUAACGCACUCUGCGGUUCUCAUUCAGGGUCAUGGCAUGCAUGGUAUGGGAGAGACUGCACAUGUCCCAUUCCCGUUUGAUGAAGCAGAACUACACGGAGAGUUCUCCACCAUCAACAUGGGUGUCCACAAAGCCUUAAGAGUGUUGAGAGAGAGGACAGAUCUGGAUCACUUCUGUGGGUACGUCACAAUGCUGAACCCCACCAGGCACCAUGUUGUGAGCCACAGAAGACUGAGCGACACGUCUGAGGGGAAAGAGGAGUCCUGUCUAGUGUUCGACUCUGAUGUGAAUGGCAGCACGGAGUCCUUUGAGCUUGUGGUGGAGGAACCCGUUGUAGAAUCAGGACAGAAGCCCAGUGACGUGCCGGCUGUAGAGAGUGACUGGGUCCCGCUGGAGCUUUGCUAUGGAAUCCCGCUGUUCAGCUCCGAACUCAACCAGACUGUCUGCAGGAAAAUUGCUGCCCACGGACUGUGUGGGAAGGAGAGCCUCAAGGAUCUGCUGCACUCCAGCCGGAAGCUUUCCCUGCAGGUCCUCAGCUUCGUUCAGUCAUUCCAGGAAAGCAGCUUUGCAACGGAACAUAUGUCGGAGACUGGCACCGCAAGUGCGUUGGCACAGCCUGGCCCCACAGAUGCCGGGGUCCCUCUACCCUCAAAGAACUUAAUAUUUCAAGACGGAAUACUUUCUGAGUGGAACGGUCGAGCCCGUGUCUCGGCUCACCAUGUACACGUGCCGAGUGAGCAGGCCUGACUGAGCAUGUCUCCCGUCCCUCUUGGUGUUCGUGUUUCUGCUACUGUAUAGGCUAUGUGUUAGCAGCGUGACGCUAGAGUCUGUGGCCGGUCACUCUGUCUCCCGUGACGCGUGUUCUGCAUUUCUUCUACAUUCCUAGAAUGCCUUGAAUAGAUCUUAGGGACAAGUUUAGCAAGAAAUUAUCAAACUGCAACCAUAAAAGAUUUCACCCAAGAACCACUUAUUUCAGCAAACGGCACUUUCCCAAAUUUUCCAAGGACCAAACUUUUUUUUUUAUUAUUAUUUUUUUUUAUCCCUUUUAAAUUAUUAUUCUAAAGUAAGACUUUGAUCAAAUCUGGACUCUUGUUUAUUUAUUAAAUAGUUUCAACUGGCUAUUAACUAUUCCGAAUUGCGACAAAAUGCAUCCGCACACAUAAAAAAAAAAAAGUAUGCAUCAUUAAGAUUUUUAAACGUUUGUAAACAAAACGUACUAUAAGUAUAUGUGAAAUUUUGUCUAAUUUUGUAAUUUUAUUACAGAUCUUUGCGAAAUGUCCACCUCCAAAAAAAGAGUAUAUGUAAAAUAUAUAUUUACUUUCUAUUGUGCUACAUUAACAGGAUAUCUUGGUAAAAUCAAACACGAGCCACUUUUUUUUUUUUUUUCUUUUAUUAAAUAACACUGUAAAUCUAUGGUUAUAUUAUUAAAUUUACCCUGUACAAAGUAAAAAUA
This is a messenger RNA of Pseudophryne corroboree (corroboree frog), 3406 nucleotides long. RefSeq names its product family with sequence similarity 91 member A1 (gene FAM91A1). The record is from RefSeq and is a predicted model, not a curated record. Gene Ontology annotation, biological process: intracellular protein transport. The coding region runs from base 178 to 2700 and encodes 840 amino acids. Gene Ontology annotation, cellular component: cytoplasmic vesicle; trans-Golgi network. The transcript is spliced from 24 exons. Lineage: Eukaryota; Metazoa; Chordata; Amphibia; Anura; Myobatrachidae.